AUGGCCGACCAAAAUGGUGGAAAUAAUUCUAGAGAGUCUGUGGUCAGUCUACCAUUCAUUUUGAAUCAAAUUUCAUCCUCUUUUUAUUUCAGGCUCAACCCCAUUUUGUCGCUGGAUCAAUCAUCAUUUUUGAGCCAUCUUUGGUAUGUUGGGGUAAAAAUGUCAAUCAGCUUGUAUGCUCAUGCUCUAUGUCACUUUAUUUUUUCGUGUUUGACCCAAAAAACUUUUUUUUCUGUUUUUUUUUUUUUCUGUUUUUUUUUUUUUGAUCUUUUUUAUGCCAAUUUUUCUUUAAAAACAUCAGUGAUUUUUUUCUCUCGAAAGUCUUUUUGCUACAGAUCAAGGUCUAUAAACCAUUCUAAACCAAUUUUCCGACCUUUUACCCGUUUUUUUUUAAAUCUACUUCAACGUAAUUCCCAUGUAAAACAUCACGCAAAAUUCAAUUUUUAGAGAGCCCAAGUGCCCGUUCAAGGAAUUUUGUUCCUGACUUUUGUCGCCUGUUCUCUUCGCAUUUUCCUGGCGCUGAUCAAGAUCAAAAAGUAUCGAGCCAAACGUCUAGCAAAGGGACGGCCACCAAUCUUGGAUGAGAAGGAGUAUUACAAUGUCGCGGCUGAUGGACCCAUCGAUGAGGAAUGGAAGGAAAAACUGCAAAUCAAAGGCCCUCAGAAGUAA
Messenger RNA from Bursaphelenchus xylophilus (pine wood nematode), 669 nucleotides. Lineage: Eukaryota; Metazoa; Nematoda; Chromadorea; Rhabditida; Aphelenchoididae. The record is from the annotation of a GenBank genome assembly.